This is a messenger RNA of Sardina pilchardus (European sardine), 2469 nucleotides long. RefSeq names its product SH2 domain-containing adapter protein E-like. The coding region runs from base 322 to 1962 and encodes 546 amino acids. Lineage: Eukaryota; Metazoa; Chordata; Actinopteri; Clupeiformes; Clupeidae. The transcript has 6 exons. The record is from RefSeq and is a predicted model, not a curated record. Gene Ontology annotation, molecular function: phosphotyrosine residue binding.
CACCAAGACCUCAUCAAGAAAACUCACUCAUGGAAUUCACAUUUUAGAAGACAAUUGAGCCAGAUGUUAUGGGAUAACACUUUAAGAAGAAAAGCAGUGACGAACUGCACAGGGUAUGCACCUUUCUGCUCUGUAUUCACCUUUCUGCUCUGACUUUGAACAAGAACAUGUUCAUAUAACUAUUAUUCUGUUUUGAGAACAGCACAAAGAAUAUAGUGAUUGUUGCAAGAGUUUAAAUGACCGAUAAAGGGUUAUUAAACGAGACAAUUUGACACAAGUUUUCAGAAUAAGAAGGGGCCAUUUCCGUGCGUAACGGUGUGUAUGGCGCUUGGAGAGGCAUACGUUCCCUCUCCAAUCUCACCGCAAAAAAUUGCGAUGGCGAGGUGGUUUAAAGAGUUUCCCAUCAACUUCAGAAAUGGAACAGAUAAAAUUCGUUCCGUCUCGGAGUCGGACUCUCAGAGCCGUGACAAGCCUGCAGGAACCGUGGGCAUGGGCACCGCUACGAGGGGGAGUCCGCGUAAAGGCUCUGGCGUUGGCAGAAUAAGCGGCGGGGUGAGCUGCCUUCUGUCAGGAUCAGGAAGGAAUCGGAAAAACUCUACCAACGAAUCCUGCCACAGUGUGAAUAAGGAUGAAAAGGUUUGGGACAGUCUGCUCUCUGGAAAAAGUAGGAAAAACUCCAAAUCAGUGGCUGUAUCUGAGGAGCAUAAUCGGACACUGAAGAAUUGCAUCUCGGCAGGUUCCUACAUCACCCGACUCAUCAAAGUGGAGAAACAAGAUAGGAUACAAAAUCCCAGCAAUGCAUGUACUCCUCCGAUGGAAGAAACAAAUAAAGGCACGAUGGUUGGCAAAACCGAGACGCUUAUUAUCAGGGAGGAUUAUGCGGAUCCGUUCGAUGCCCAGAGGAACCGAAAGCAGAGCGUGUCCCCAGGGAGGGGAGAGAACGACGGGUACAUGGAACCGUACGAUGCCCAACAGCUCAUCACAGAGAUCCGGCGCAGAGGGUCCAAGGACCUGCUGAAGAUGUCCACUCUCCCGGAGGGUGGCGAAGGCCUGAGGGACGAGCCCCCGCCGCGGUCCUCUCAUCCUCUGCAGAUAUACGAUGACCCGUAUGAGGGAGCCGCAGAGACGCCUGUGAGCCGCCCAGAGUCCGACCCGCGCUCCCCAGCGGAGUACGAGCUGCCCUGGGAGUGGAGGAGGGAGCAGAUCCUGAAGGCGCUGUCAGUUCCAUUUGAUGAUGCUGCUGAUCACCCAGCCCCAGCCAGAGAGGAGGCAGCGGCCCCACACCUCUCCUGGCCCCAGAUGCAUCACCUGCAGCACUGGAGCUGGAGCCAGAGGGCCCCCAGACCCCCCCAACCAUCCAGCCAGGCCGUCCCCAGAGCCCCCCAACCAUCCAGCCAGGCCGUCCCCAGAGCCCCCCAACCAUCCAGCCAGGCGGUACCCAGACCCUCACCACCUAGCCAGGUCAGACCCUCACCAUCCAGCCAGGCCGUCCCCAGACCCCCCCAACCGCCCAGCCAGGUGGUCCCCAGGCCCCCACCACCAUCCACCCAGGCCGCUUCCAGGCCUCCAACACCCAGCCAGUCUGGCGGGGGCCCUGCCUGCACUUCUGAGGGAGAUGGAUGCAGGGUGGAUCCCAGUGUGCCUCUGGAGACGCAAAGCUGGUACCAUGGCAGUGUGACGCGGCAGGAAGUGGACUCUCAGCUGCAGUCCUGCAAAGAGGGCAGUUUCCUGGUCAGAGACAGCGAAUCAGGAACCAGCAAGUACUCCAUUGCGCUCAAGACGAGCCAGGGCUGUGUGCACAUCAUCGUGGCGCAGACCAAGGAGAGCGGCUUCACCCUGGACCAGAGCCGCUGCACUUUCCCCAGCAUCCCCCAGGUGGUGCACUUCUACUGCACUCAGCCGCUGCCCUUCCCCGGAGCCAAUCACAUGACCCUGAGGCACCCCGUACCCCGCCCACUCUAGUCACAUGACCAGGGUGCUCCUGCCAAUCGGAGGGGGAGGGGGGUACUACCUGAGACGUUCACCUUACACUGGGGCUCUCAGGGACUACAAGAACUGUAGCAGAUUUUCAAAUGCUGUAUUAAUGGAUGUAUACUGUGAAAUACACGGAGAGUGAUAUAUUUUUUUGAGGCUGUUUCAUUUGAACUGCUAUGAUAUGCUGUAACACAUGAGAUAAUGUAACUCUCACACCCACCAGUUUAUAUGACUCCCAGCAGCACAGAUAGAACAUUUCUACUACAGUACUGAAGCAAAUAUAGUGGGAGAAAUCCAUUUGCCUGGGAUUCCCCUGAACUGAUUGUAAAUAUAGGAUAAUGAUACUUCCUGGGCUUUCAUUUCAACAGUGUUGAGAGUUUCUUCUCCAGUGCUGCAACUUGCCCCACCCCAGUAGUGUGUCACACACAGCUGUAGAGCUCCAGGGAUAAAUGUGUGUGUGUGUAUGUGUGUGUAUGUGCGCUUGUGUAUGGAUGC